This is a messenger RNA of Harpegnathos saltator (Jerdon's jumping ant), 1142 nucleotides long. Its product is annotated as protein lethal(2)essential for life. Bases 256 to 849 code for a protein of 197 amino acids. The transcript has a single exon. Gene Ontology annotation, biological process: protein refolding; response to heat. The record is from RefSeq and is a predicted model, not a curated record. Gene Ontology annotation, cellular component: nucleus; cytoplasm. NCBI's taxonomy places the organism in Eukaryota, Metazoa, Arthropoda, Insecta, Hymenoptera, Formicidae.
AUGCUGCGCGACGCUGCGCGCCGCUUCGUCGAAUGUUCCGGCUCCGGCGUGAUGCGCCCACUGCUCCGUGGCGCCACUACUAUAAAUACGCGACGCGUGCAUCCAUCGGCAACACUAUACCCAGAGCGAUUGUGUGAGAGACGCGCAAAUACGAGUUUCGAACGCAAAUUCGACUGGACGAGAGAAAGAGAGAGAGAGAGUAAGUGAGUUAAUUCGUGAGAAGACUUUUCGUUUGUGAAGAAAGCGAUAUACAUCAUGUCUCUGGUGCCGCUGUUGUUCUCCGAUUGGUGGGAAGAUUUGGAACAUCCACACCGGCUGUUUGACCAAAACUUUGGUCUGGGUGUCCAUCCGGAACAAUUGAUAAACCCGAACGUGUUGGAGCGCUUCGUGAUGCCGCAACGCGACCGUCGAAUGCGAUCCUGCCCGUGGGUCUACUAUCGACCGUGGGGUGAACUAUCGCGCAAGGAUGAUAGUGGCACGUCCACCGUCAAGGCGAACAAGGACAAGUUCCAGGUGAUUCUGGAUGUGCAGCAGUUUAAUCCGGACGAGAUCAAUGUUAAGGUCGUGGACAAGUGCGUGGUGGUAGAAGCCAAGCACGAGGAGAAGCAAGACGAGCACGGCUGGAUCUCGCGUCAAUUUGUGCGCAAGUACCUCAUACCGGAGCAGUGCGACAUCGAUCAGGUGUCGUCGAGCCUGUCGUCGGACGGUGUGCUCAGCAUCGUCGCACCGAGGAAGGAUACUCCGGAGACACAUAACGAACGGUCAAUCAAGAUUGAGCGAACCGGCAAACCGGCUAUCCAAGAGAAGAAGUCGCGAGAGAAGAAGGAGGAACAACCAAAGAAAGCUUAAGAGAGAUCGAGCUUAAGAGACAGAGAGAGAGAGAGAGAGAGAGAGGAGGGGAGAGGAGAGGAGAGGAGGGGAGAGGAGAGGAGAGGACAAAUUGCAAUCGAUCGACACUCUACCGUCUUAUUCCCCUUUGCGCGUAUUUACAGUGUCGCCCCGACUCUCUCCUCUUACGUCGUUUAUUGUGAUUUGCGUUUUUUUUUACUUUACAAGUUCAAGAUACAUUUGCCUGUUCGUUUUUCAUUUCUUUAUGAUACAGUGUAACUAAUCCUGAAUAAAAUGUUCGAUUGUAGUUAAUA